This is a messenger RNA of Juglans microcarpa x Juglans regia, 5980 nucleotides long. RefSeq names its product protein translocase subunit SECA2, chloroplastic. The transcript has 37 exons. NCBI's taxonomy places the organism in Eukaryota, Viridiplantae, Streptophyta, Magnoliopsida, Fagales, Juglandaceae. Gene Ontology annotation, molecular function: protein kinase activity; ATP binding; protein binding. The record is from RefSeq and is a predicted model, not a curated record. Gene Ontology annotation, biological process: protein targeting; protein import; protein phosphorylation. Gene Ontology annotation, cellular component: membrane; chloroplast envelope.
AGAUUUAUCGUUGCCUCCCUCCUCCGCUGUAAUGGAGUCGUGUGUAAUGGAAUGGCCGGAGUGCCCGGUCUGCCUCCAGAACUACGACGACGGGAGCGUUGUCCCACGCGUGCUCGGCUGUGGGCACACGGCCUGCGAGGCUUGCCUCGGGAACCUGCCCCAAAGGUAUCCACAGACGAUUCGCUGCCCGGCGUGUAACCAGCUCGUCAAGUACCCUGCUCAAGGCCCCUCCGCUCUGCCCAAGAACAUCGACCUCCUCCGUAUCUGUCCUCCUCAAAUCCCGAAUCCCAAACCCCAAAUUGAAAACAAGGAACGCUCCCAGAAUUACGGUGAUCGCCACCAGUUUUUACCUCGAUUUUGGUCUGAAGAGUUCUAUUCUCUUUGGAAGGACUGGGUCCUCCCGUACGAUUCCGUUUUGGUUGAACCAAACGAUGAAGACGAAGGCAAAGGUAUUUGUGCUGUGGUACAUGGGAGAACUGCCUCUGCUUCUUCAUUGUCGAUUCGAGGCGGGUUCAGAGAGAACCAAAUGGUGAGUCUUGUACGGAUCGUUUCUUUACCUACUGUGAGUGACUCUUCUGUGUUUGAUUAUAACUAUGUUGCGCGGAUUAUGAAUUGUUUGAGUGGAAUGGAAGAGACGGAAAGAGAUGAAUUAGGUUUGAUCUUGAGAGCAUCUUUGGGACAACAGAGUGGGAUGCAUAAAGUUUAUGGCUUGUGGGGUGAUUUGGAUGGUGGGUUCUUGGAUUUAGUGUGUGAAAGACAGAGAGGGAAUUUGUUGGAGAAGUUGGGUGAAUUCAGUAAUGGGGAGGGUUUAACUAAAGAUGGGAUGUCUGGUUUUUCGCUGGUCGGUGCGGGAAUUUGUGAGGCAGUAAUUAGUUUGCAUUUGGAAGGGUUGCUUUUGGGUAGUUUGGAUCUUUCAUGCUUUAGUUUCGACAAUUUCAGUCGUGUUCAUGUUGAUUUGAGUGGGGUAUUGAUGGCAGGAAUGAAGGUUCAUGAGAGUGUUAUAGAAGCCGUUUCUGGUAGGUCAAGAAUUGAUGAUAAUGCAUUGGGAGUGAUUUUCAGUAGUUUGUUAAAAAGCAAGGUUUUUUUGAGCCCGGAGCUGUUGCUCGAGUUAUUGCAAAAAGAGGGCAAUGCAGUAGAAUGUGGAACCUCAGGUUAUUCGUUAAGUUUUAGCUCAGAUGUUUGGUCAUUAGCUUGUGUGCUAAUGAUGGUUAUACUUGGAAAAUCAUUCACAGAACAGAUUUCAGAAAUAAGCAUAGAAGGUUCUGAUUAUUCUGCUUUUUACCUGAGGUGGGUGGAGAAGGUUAGUUCUUUGUUCGAGAAAAAUUUGGGUUCAGAAUAUGACUCAUCCAGUCAGAUCCUCUGUAAAUGUUUGAAUUUGGAUCCAGAAAGUCGCCCACUUGCAACUGAUGUGAGAAGAUGCCUAAGGGAAUUGUUAAUCAAGCCUCAAUUUGAUGCCUUAGGUGGUCUUGAGGAUGUAAAAGGGGACAGAACUUUGCAUUGCUUGAUUCUUGGGAAACUGUGUCGGUUGCCCACUAAAAGUGCAGAAAUGUACAAAAAAGAUGGUGGGGAAGAUAUUGAUCAAGGUGAUGAGGGGGUUGACCGAAACUUUGUUGAAGUUCUCUCUAAAGGAGCUACCAAAUUUAAAGAUCUUCAGGGCCAUCUUGAUUGUAUUACAGGUUUAGCAGUUGGAGGGGAUUUUCUGUUUAGCUCCUCAUUUGAUAAAACUGUACGUGUAUGGUCUUUGCAGGACUUCUCUCAUGUACACACAUUUAGAGGCCACGAACAUAGAGUCAUGGCUCUAGUUUAUGUGGAUGAAGAACAACUGUGCAUAAGUGGUGAUAGUGGCGGUGGUAUAUUUGUCUGGAGUAGUACUGUCCCUCUAGGGCAGGAUCCUUUAAAGAAAUGGUAUGAGCAAAAAGAUUGGCGCUAUAGUGGUAUUCAUGCCCUGACCAUUUCAGGAAAUGGCCAUAUCUAUUCUGGCAGUGGAGAUAAAUCAAUAAAAGGAUGGUCAUUGCGGGAUGGCACUCUAUCAUGCACAAUGAUUGGACAUAAAUCAGUAGUUUCCACUCUUGCAGUAUGUGAUGGGAUUCUUUACAGUGGAAGUUGGGAUGGAACAAUCCGAUUAUGGAGUCUUAGUGAUCAUAGUCCAUUAGCAGUAUUGGGGGAAGAUAUGCCUGGAAAUGUGACCUCUGUCCUGGCCCUUGCUGCUAAUGGGCACAUGCUAGUUGCAGCUCAUGAAAAUGGAUGUAUCAAGGUCUGGAAGAAUGAUGUACUAAUGAAAUCGACAAAAUUACACAAUGGUGCUAUAUUUACUGCUAGUGUGGAGGGUAAAUGGCUAUUUACAGGAGGUUGGGACGAAAAUGUCAAAGUACAGGAAUUAUCAGGAGAUGAGUUUCAAAUAGAUGUCAUACCAACUGGAUCCAUCCCUUGCAAUUCUGUGAUUACAGCUUUGUUUUGCUGGAAAGGAAAGCUUAUAGUCGGAUAUGCUGAUAGGUCUAUGAAGGAGCAUUUGGGUCGUCUCAGUAAGACAUGGAGUGAUAUCAUGAGUUUAAACCACUGGGUUGUGCGCGACUAUGUCCGUCUAGUGAAGUCCGUGAACGUUCUCGAGCCAGAGAUUAGGAGUCUUUCCGAUGAGCAGCUGACUGCAAAAACUGAGGAGUUCCGAGGCCGAUUGAGGCAAGGGGAGACGCUGGCCCACAUUCAAGCUGAGGCAUUUGCUGUUGUUCGUGAAGCUGCAAGGAGGAAACUUGGAAUGCGUCACUUUGAUGUGCAGAUUAUUGGUGGAGCGGUGCUUCAUGAUGGAUCUAUUGCCGAGAUGAAAACAGGGGAGGGAAAGACAUUGGUAUCCACAUUAGCUGCAUAUCUUAAUGCCCUGAGUGGCGAGGGUGUUCAUGUGGUAACUGUUAAUGAUUAUUUAGCUCAACGUGAUGCUGAGUGGAUGGGUUGUGUUCAUCGUUUCUUAGGUCUUUCUGUGGGUCUUAUUCAGAGGGGAAUGAAAUCUUCAGAGCGAAGAUCCAACUAUGGAUGUGAUAUAACAUACACCAAUAACUCAGAACUUGGCUUCGAUUAUCUGCGAGAUAAUCUUGCGAGAAAUAGUGGACAACUUGUGAUGAGAUGGCCAAAGCCAUUUCAUUUUGCAAUAGUUGAUGAAGUUGAUUCAGUCCUUAUAGAUGACGGAAGAAAUCCUUUGCUAAUCAGUGGGCAGGCUAGUGAAGAUGCCGCACGAUAUCCUGUUGCUGCGAAAGUGGCUGAGCUGCUUGUGCAGGGCUUGUGACAUUACAAAGUGGUGCUUAAAGAUAAUUCUGUGGAGUUGACUGAGGAAGGGAUUGCACUCGCAGAGACAGCUCUUGAUACCAAUGACCUAUGGGAUGAAAAUGAUCCCUGGGCCAGGUUUGUGAUGAAUGCUUUGAAGGCUAAAGAGUUCUAUCGGCGCAAUGUCGAAUAUAUUGUUAGAGAUGGGAAGGCUCUCAUAAUCAAUGAGCUGACAGGCAGAAUUGAAGAAAAAAAGAGAUGGUCUGAGGGGAUUCAUCAGGCUGUAGAGGCUAAAGAAGGUCUGAAGAUUCAGGCUGAUUCAGUUGUUGUGGCACAAAUCACCUAUCAAUCACUCUUUAAGCUUUAUCCAAAGCUUUCAGGGAUGACUGGGACUGCAAAAACGGAAGAGAAAGAGUUCUUGAAAAUGUUCCAGACACCAGUAAUUGAAGUGCCCACUAAUCUUCCAAAUAUUCGUAAAGAUUUGCCAAUCCAAGCUUUUGCUUCUGCCCGUGGAAAAUGGGAACAUGUUCGUCAAGAGGUUGCACAUAUGUUUACACUGGGCCGUCCAGUUUUAGUUGGAACCACAAGUGUCGAGAAUUCUGAACAUUUGUGUGAUCUGCUGAAGGAAUGGAAUAUACCUCACAAUGUCCUGAAUGCACGACCCAAGUAUGCUGCAAAGGAGGCUGAAGUUGUUGCGCAGGCAGGGCGAAAAUAUGCGAUCACCAUUUCCACAAAUAUGGCUGGUAGAGGCACGGAUAUAAUCCUAGGAGGAAAUCCAAAAAUGCUUGCAAAAGAAAUUCUUGAGGACCACUUACUUUCAUCUUUGACACGAGAAGCUCCUAAUGUUGAAGUUGAUGGUGAAGCAAUUUCACAAAAGGUAUUGUCAAAGAUAAAGGUUGGAUCAUCAUCAGCAGCAUUGCUAGCUAAGACAACCUUAAUGGCUAAAUAUGUGCGCAAAAGUGAGGGUAAGAGCUGGACAUAUCAGAAGGCUAAGUCUUUGAUCUCAGAAGCUGUGGAAUUGAGUCAGUCAAUGGAUUUGAAAGAAAUAGAAAAACUUGCUCAUGAAGAGGCUGAGAUGUAUCCUCUUGGCCCUACUAUAGCACUAGCUUACCUGUCAGUCCUGAAGGAUAGUGAAGUACACUGUUCCUGCGAAGGUGCUGAGGUGAAAAAACUAGGAGGGCUUCAUGUGAUUGGCACGUCCUUGCAUGAAUCAAGGAGAAUAGAUAACCAGCUUCGUGGAAGAGCAGGAAGGCAAGGGGAUCCUGGAUCAACACGGUUUAUGGUGAGCUUGCAGGAUGAGAUGUUUCAAAAGUUUGAUUUGGAUACUGAAUGGGCAGUGAGACUUAUAUCCAAGAUUACAAAUGAUGAGGAUGUACCAAUUGAGGGCCAAGCAGUUGUUAAGCAGCUCUUGUCCUUGCAAAUCAACGUGGAGAAGUUCUUCUUUGCCAUAAGGAAGAACCUGGUUGAAUUUGAUGAAGUAUUAGAGGUGCAGCGAAAGCAUGUCUAUGACCUUAGGCAAUUAAUUUUAACUGGCGACAGUGAAAGUUGUUCCCAACACGUUAUCCAGUACAUGCAAGCAGUGGUGGAUGAAAUUGUUUCUGGAAAUGUUGAUCCACAGAUGCAUCCAAGGAGAUGGAGCUUGGGUAAGCUCUUGAAUGAGUUCACCUCAAUAGUGGGGAAACAGUUGGAUGAUUCAUUUGCAGGGGUAACUGAGGAUGCGUUACUAAAAUCUCUUGGACAACUACAUGAAGUUAGAUCGAUUGAUAUUGAUAACUUUUCUCUUCCAAACUUGCCAAGACCUCCAAAUUCCUUCAGGGGAAUACGCAGGAAGAGCACUUCAUUGAGACGUUGGCUCGCUAUAUGCUCUGAUGAUUUGACUAUGAACGGAAGGUAUCGGACUACUAUUAAUCUUCUUCGCAAGUACCUUGGAGAUGUUCUAAUUGCUUCAUAUUUAAAUGCUAUACAAGAAUCAGGUUAUGAUGAUGUAUAUGUGAAGGAAAUUGAGAGAGCAGUUCUUGUUAAGACUCUAGAUUGUUUUUGGAGAGAUCAUCUUAUAAACAUGAACAGGCUUAGCUCAGCGGUAAAUGUAAGGAGUUUUGGGCACCGGAAUCCUCUUGAAGAAUACAAAAUUGAUGGCUGUCGAUUUUUCAUCUCCAUGCUCAGUGCAACUCGAAGGCUAACCGUAGAAUCAAUCUUGCGAUAUUGGUCAUCACCAUCGGAGUCUCAAGAACUAUUCUUCUCAUAAAGUCAGAAUAAUUUCCAUGCUAUUAGAUGCUUUGGAGAUUUUAAUGGGAUGUUCUUGGUGGGAUGGCGUGCCUCAGAUUAUAUUCUUCUGUAAAUGCAUGUAGUUCUCUUGCUGGUACCUGGCAGGGUGGAGCCGAGUGGUCAAAAGGUGGGCUUGGAAUGAACUGUAGACUUGCAUAUCUCGGAUUCGUUGUGGCACUAAGAAUUGCCAUGCAUUACCUGGUCGUGUAUCUGGAGUUUACUUGCCAAGGAUGGGUCCCAAGGGCUCUGCUUUUGUGAGGUUCAAUGUCCUAAAAAAAAGUCUUUCUGGUACUCUUGUAUUCUGAACGUAGUUCAAACCAAGUUUCACCCCACACUCAAGGAAAUUUUGUACAACAGGAUAUUGGGGUGACAAAAUUGAGGUUGUCCUUUAAAAAUAAAUUCGUUUUUAGGAUUUAGAGUGAAGGUGAUUGCAAUGAGAAUUACUCCUUUUUUGGUUGGUAAA